GCAAGUCUGGCGCCCGGCCAGCGGGCAGUGGCGCGCGAGACGCGGACUGCGGUGCGUCGCACGCGGGAGGGACCGAGCAAGCACGCCGGCUGCCGCUGGACUGUAGCCCCGCCUCAGCAUGCUCGUCUGCACGAUAACUGGCCUGUUGGUCAUCUGGAGUUACAUGGCACUACCAACUCUGGCCCAAGUUCUUGUUCAAGAAGUGGGUGUUGGUGAUAUUGCAGUUUUGCCAUGUCCCAGCAAUGAUGACAACCACCGCUUUCAGUUCUGGCAGCUGACAGGAAAUGAGGUCAUUGGUCCAGGAAAUACCAUAAAUCGAGAAAAAUACAAGUAUGAAGUGUUGUCAGGGACUCUGUACAUCAGAGGUGUAUCCUCAGCUGAAUCAGGAUUCUACCGCUGUGUCUCAAAGUCUCUCCAUGACCCUGCAUAUAAUAUUAAAUCUGUUGAACUUGUUGUCAGAAAAGAUUGGGAGGAUGUUUAUGAGAAUGAUUAUGAGACAAACAUGUUCAGAGCUCUGGUAGCUGUUGCCGUUCUACUUGCCAUUGUUGUUAUUUCUGUAGUUUUGUAUGUUCUAUGGAGGAAAAAACAGAGUAAUAGAUUUAGAGGUAUGCUUGAUGAAGAAUCUCCUGAUGAGAGUCCAGUGGGACGUUCAUACAGUGUACAGUCACUGCCUGGCAUGAAUUCCACACCAAAGUCACAUAUUCAGCAACAAGGAAUAGACAAUCCCGCACUGGAUACAGAACUUCCAAAACCUGUCAACUCUUUGCAUACUGAUUCACAGCUCUAGUAGAGCCCUUUGCUUUUUUAAAACUAUCCUGACAAGAUACUGUACAAUAAAAACAGCAUCACUGAAACUGUGUUACCAUGGCCAAAGAUGUUGUUCCUGGUGAAGCCAGCUGAUGAUGAGUCUUCAAGCAGACAAUUAUUCGAAGAUACCAGACCCUAAGACCAAGUCAGUAUCUUUACUUGUGCAGCAGCACUACACAAGUACAGUUAAGUGUGAUAGAGACAAUGUUUUUUCUUGCACAGUGCUAGGACCUACUCUCAUUAUCAAAGGUAAUGGGCAGUCAUGUAUUGGAAAUAACAUUGGCAGAAACAUCUGCGAUAACUUAAGUUGAAAGAACACAAUAAAACAAACUUUGUAUAAAUUACAAUGAGUUUCUUGUGUUAGCACUUCAUCGUAGCUGCGUGUUAUUUUGUAGUAAAUGGCUGCAGAGUGUACCAGCAGUAAUGUACUUAUUUACAACUUGAUUUAGAAUCUGCUGUAUAUGUUCCUUGUCAACAGUAGUAAGAAAAUGGUGACAUGAAAUAUGGAACAGAAAAACAGAAGAAGGAAUGAGAUGCAUAUGCAAUCUCUUGACAACCAAAAACUAAAGAUAAUUAUUUUGUGAAAUAUUUUUAUGUAAUUAAUAUGCAAGUGUUUUAUAAGAAAGCAGAGUUUUGCUGUGAGACUACAUGGUGCUAAUAGCUCGUGCAUCACAAAAAGUGAAUACCAAAUUGUUGACAGCACACUCAUUUUAAAACAAAAAAUGCACAAUGGUUUAUCAUCUGUUGGUGUUUGAUCAUCCAAUGGAAGGAAAAAAUGUUUCAACUUCUUCAUCCUGAAAAGCAUGUAAAAUGUCUUAAUUGUAACUCUACAUGGAUAAUUUUAGAAUGAGUACCAAAGAACAGAAAUUUAAGGGGCUUUUGUUCCCACAAAUGGUUUACUACAAAAGCUAAAUAGUAUUGGACCCUGAGUAUCAAGCUCUCAAGCUCUGAAUUCUGUGUUUCUUCCUUUGAAUGUAAAGGACUGAGAAGGGGGGAAAAAGAUCUUACAAUUUUUUUUUUCUUAACACAGUGUAAGAAAACUAUAAUCUGUUUACUGUAAAAAAUUUUGCUGAACUGAGCUUCUCACACUGCCCUUUAAUGAAAAGAAGACCAUACACAUCAAGGCACUUGAAGUUGCAUAGCCAUGAUUGCAAAAUCAGUUAUGCUUAUUAUUUAAUUGAGCUACUGCAUUAUUUUGAAACAGAAAAAAUGUUUUGUACAUCUGUUUGAAUGAAGUCAUAAGAUAAUGCCACAUAAGGGUAUUUACAUAUGAACUUCAGUGCUCUAAAACUGUGGUGUAAUGUACUGUUUGCAAAGUAAAUAUUACAAAAAGGAAAAUAUUAGAUAAUAAUUACGCAUUGUGUUUCAACACACACUGGAAAUUUGUUAUUUAUUUUGUUUGUAUAUAAUUUCUUAGUUUCCAUAAUAAUAUUCUGGAGAUCUGUAACUACCAACAUUGCCAACUUUGCAUAUUCUCAUUAGCCUCAAGAACAGUUUUUUAAAUUUUAUAACAAUAUUGUAACUAUGUGAGAUAUCACGCUGAAAUAAGUUCAGCAGAAUGUAUGACUUAUGACAACCAUUAAUUGUUCUUAGUGGGAUUCAGUAAGCUAGAUUAAUUAUGAGGACAGUGGAAUCAAUUCUGUUCUUUUGUAAUUGUCAUAUUUAUUUUCAUUCCAUGAAUGGCUUACUAAACCAUAAGAACCUCAUCAACUUAAAAUAAAAAUUAAAGGAUGAUUAUUUCUACUUAGAUCAGAGUUGUCACUUUAUAGGGGCUGGUAUUCAACUGUUGCUUGUUACAUAAUACUGCUGCCAAUGUGAUGCAACAGGCAGAGGAUGAGAAUUCUGAUAAAAGAGUUAAAGAAGUGCGACAAAUGCUUAUAAUGAUUUUAUGUGUUUUUUUUAUUUUAAUUUUUGUAUGAUUUAGUAGUUCACUAGCCUGUUUUUUGGGCCCCUAAAUAUAGAAGUAUCAGUAUUAGAAAAUUGUGAUAUUUAGCACUCUCAUACAUUACUAAAUGAAGUAACAUGUUCAGGACAAAUCUCUUCUUUAAAAGUGAAAGAAAUUCUUCAGAGAUGUAUUAAGUACUUUGUUAUCUGUAAUGUCAAUGAGCUAUUCUAA
This is a messenger RNA of Schistocerca nitens (vagrant locust), 2923 nucleotides long. RefSeq lists its product as uncharacterized. The record is from RefSeq and is a predicted model, not a curated record. Lineage: Eukaryota; Metazoa; Arthropoda; Insecta; Orthoptera; Acrididae. Bases 119 to 787 code for a protein of 222 amino acids. The transcript has 5 exons.